AUGCAGCAGCUUCAACAACAGUCAUUCCUCUUGAUGCCGCAACCUCGUCGCUGUCUUUCUUCUUGGGAAACACGUGCAUAUGCUCGUGCUAGAGAAGAGACUGAACUUGAAGAUAGAAAACUCAGAAUUGAAGAUGCAAAGAAUGCUACGUUUGCUGCCAUGGAUGAAGGGAUAGUACCUGGUGGGGGUGCAACAUAUGUUCAUCUCCCGGAGCAGAUUUCCUCAAUAAAAGAUUCCAUGGAAGAUGAAAAUGAGAAGAUCAGUGCUGAUAUUGUUGCAAAGGCACUUCUUGCACCUGCAAAAACAAUUGCAACUAAUGCAGGGGUCGAUGGAGCAGUUGUGGUGGAGAAUAUUCGAUCUCGUGACUGGAGAACUGGUUACAAUGCAAUCAAUGGUAGAUAUGAAGAUCUCCUGAAUGCAGGUGUGGUAGAUCCUUGUAGAGUUUCUAGGUGUGCACUUCACAAAGUGCCGUCUCAAUCGCUGGGAUAG
Messenger RNA from Dovyalis caffra, 489 nucleotides. NCBI's taxonomy places the organism in Eukaryota, Viridiplantae, Streptophyta, Magnoliopsida, Malpighiales, Salicaceae. The record is from the annotation of a GenBank genome assembly.